GUGAGUGUCACAUGUCGUUUGACACCUCCGCUUCCCUCAGAGAGACUGACUCUCACUCAGAUCAGCAACUCAACAUCUCUGGAGGACGACAAUGGCGACCGGUGACAGCCAGGCAACCUUAGAGUCCUUGUUCAGCCAGGCCACAGACCCAAACAAUCAGGAGGACAGAUGGGACUGCAUCCAGGGCUUCUACCAGCUCGUCAACCAAGAGACUGAUGGUCCGCAGGUAGCCAUUCGUCUUCUUUCCCAUAAAAUCCAGUCGCCACAGGAGAGAGAGGCUCUGCAGGCUCUCACUGUUCUUGAGGCGUGUAUGAACAACUGUGGCAAAAGGUUCCACAGAGAGGCCGCCAAGUUUCGCUUUCUCAAUGAGCUAAUCAAAGUUUUAACACCAAAGUACUUUGGCGCGUGGACUCCACAGAAAGUUAAAGACAGAGUGACGGAGGUCCUGUACGGCUGGACUCUUUGGCUUAAAGAAGAACCCAAGAUUCAGGAAGCCUACUGCAUGCUCAAGAAACAGGGUAUUGUAAAGAAAGAUCCUAAACUUCCAGACACAUUAAUAAUGGCGCCGCCACCACAAAGAACCACAGAAUCUGUUUUUGACCAAGAGGACAAGGCCCAGCUAUUAGCCAGAUUAUUGAAAAGUGCCCGUCCUGAAGACCUGGAAACUGCCAACAGACUCAUUAAAAGCACCAUGAAAGAGGAGCAGGAGAAGGCAGAGAAAGCAUCAAAGCGGGAAUCUACUCUGAAGGAGGUGGAGAGCUGCACCAAACAGCUCAGAGAGCUACUGGACCAGCACACGAUCACCAGAACCUCGUUACAGCCGAGUGAUGACGUGAAGACCCUGUAUGAGCGCUGUGAUCGGUUGAGGCCCAGCCUGUUUCGCCUGGCCAGCGACACGAUGGACGACGACGCAGCUCUGGCUCAGGUCCUGGCGGCUAACGACGAGCUAACGCUUGUAGUUAGUGCCUACAAAAACCGAGUGGGGAAGAGGGAGUGUAACGGUGGAAGAGAGAGAAGUAAAAGUGAAGAAGAAAUGGAGUGUAAAAAUAAUGCUCCAACGAGUCCCAGAGAGAUUAAAAGCUACCACCUAAUCGACCUGUCAGCACUGGACUCUCCACCGACACACAGAAAGGCUGAUUCACCACCAUCAUUCGAAUCCUCUUCGCCCAUGUUUUCCUCUCUUCUGGAGAGUAGCUUCCACUCAGUGGCUGACCAGGACCUGAAUGAAUUAGACUUCGAUAAUCUGUUCUCAAAGAAGACUCAAGAGACUUCAAGGUCGUAUUAUGAAGAUCUACUAGAGCUUAAUGGAGAGGUUCAGAUGAAAAAUGCUGAGCAGAAUGGAGGCAGGGGGCUUCUGUUGAGAGCCCGUGGAUGUGGAGGGAACAGUACGACACCGAAUGGGACUAACAUUUGGUCACUCCCAUUUACAGAAUUACCAUCCAAGGGACCGAAACAACUCAACAAAGUGUCGGGAUCUCCGGUGAAAUUGGAGGAGAGCUCGUGUCCCUCAACCGCCCUGAAAAACGUCUUUGUUCCAAUGGAGACCAUCAAGCCCAGUCAUUUUGAGCCGAUCACUCUGUAUGAUAAAGGAGGGAUCCAUGUCUCUCUACAUUUUGCCAAAGACUCUCCGCCGGGUCAUCCAGAUGUUGCUGUGGUCGUCAUCUCCACAGUGAACACAUCUGCCUUCGAAGUGAAAGACUUUGUGUUUCAAGCUGCUGUUCCAAAGACCAUGUUAGUGAAACUUCAGCCUGCCUCAGGGACACACCUACCUCCUUACAACCCUCUUCUGCCUCCGCCCGCCAUCUCCCAGGUCCUCCUAUUGGCUAAUCCUCAGAAGCGAACGGUGCGCCUUCGCUACAAGUUGACUCUGACACACGGAGACCAACAGCCGAACGAGACCGGAGAGAUCGACAACUUUCCUGAUUGGACCGCUUUGAUUGGCCACUAAGAACUUCAGAGAUUUGGAUUUU
Morone saxatilis (striped sea-bass) is the source of this 1970-nucleotide messenger RNA. Its product is annotated as ADP-ribosylation factor-binding protein GGA3-like. Gene Ontology annotation, cellular component: trans-Golgi network. The coding region runs from base 92 to 1948 and encodes 618 amino acids. Lineage: Eukaryota; Metazoa; Chordata; Actinopteri; Moronidae. Gene Ontology annotation, molecular function: small GTPase binding; ubiquitin binding; phosphatidylinositol binding. The record is from RefSeq and is a predicted model, not a curated record. Gene Ontology annotation, biological process: intracellular protein transport; vesicle-mediated transport. The transcript is spliced from 16 exons.